Molecule: messenger RNA, 620 nt
Organism: Triticum dicoccoides
Lineage: Eukaryota; Viridiplantae; Streptophyta; Magnoliopsida; Poales; Poaceae
Product: cysteine-rich receptor-like protein kinase 27
Exons: 3
Coding region: 123-590 (155 amino acids)
Biological process (GO): protein phosphorylation
Molecular function (GO): protein kinase activity; ATP binding
Source: RefSeq, a predicted model, not a curated record
CGCUGGACUGGACCUCCGUAUUUCGAAUCAUUCGAGGGAUUGCACAAGGCGUCGCUCACAUCCACACCAAAGGCGCUGUCCACUUGGAUCUUAAACCAGCCAACAUCCUCUUGGAUUCCGUCAUGAACCCGAAGAUCUGUGACUUUGAGAGGUCUAAAAUACUGAAUCAAAAGGAUGAAGAUGUCGCUGAGAGAGUGACGCAAGAGCUGGCGGGAACACUGGGCUAUUUACCUCCGGAAUAUAUUGCAGAUGGUAUUUUUUCAUUUAAACAUGAUGUGUUCAGCUUCGGCAUUCUCCUCCUCCAUACCAUUAGCAAGUCGGGACUUCUGCAAGAUUCAACUGAUUGGAUUAGGCAUGCACUUGAAGGACAAGUCGAUGUGGAGAGCUUAAUAGGUACUUCAUCACGUGACAAGUCCAAGCUAAAGGAGAUAAAAAGUUGCAUGGACAUCGGACUGCAGUGCGCCGCGAAGGAGCGGACAGACAGACCCACCAUGUGGGAGGUUAUUGACAUGCUAGACGGCAAGGAACAACCCCGGAAGACCCCAAUGAGGAAUAAGGCUUCUUCGUUCAAGAAGAAAGGCAGGGCAUGAUCACUUAGAUAUGUAACGUCUUUGCGUUGG